Molecule: messenger RNA, 816 nt
Organism: Vollenhovia emeryi
Lineage: Eukaryota; Metazoa; Arthropoda; Insecta; Hymenoptera; Formicidae
Product: protein DPCD
Exons: 4
Coding region: 105-707 (200 amino acids)
Source: RefSeq, a predicted model, not a curated record
CUCAGGCCUCUCUCUGCUCUCAAUCGAUGUUCGUCCGUCUUCCGCGUUUGAGACGGUUGCUAGGAAACCUUACGAGUUUGUACGUUUUACAGACCGUUUACUAAAUGACUUCCGACUCGUGGUUGAAUAUUAUUCAGAAGGCUAAGAAGACCGCUAUUAUCGAGGAUGGAACGAGAAAAGUCCAUUUUUUGUUGGAAAACGGGAAGGAAAUGGUAGAAGAAUACAACAUGAAUACAAAUGUGGUCGUGCGACGAGCGUGGAAGGAUAGGAGUACUUUUGGCACGAACGUCGGAUGGACGGUGGAAGUUGGCGAUCCUGAACGUAGACGGAAUGAUAUUGAGAUAUUUGGAAUCGAAGAAAGUUCAAACGCUCCGUUUAUUACAAGAAGAAUAACGAAAACGGCCAUGGAAUGGCGAAUCAGUAAUUUGCCAUAUCCGGAAAGCGUGUAUUCCGUCACUGCGGAAUCUGAUGGCACCAUGACUGUACGUACAAGCAAUAAGAAGUAUUUCAAAAAGAUGAAGAUCCCAGAUCUCGAGAGAAUCGGGCUAAAGCCGGAACAGCAAAGGAUAUCAUUUCGGCAUCAGUACAAUGCUUUAAUUAUAACUUAUAAAAAGCCCCCUCAACUUCUUGACGUGGAGAAGAAGAUACUAACCACAGUUUUGCAACUCAAGACAGAGUCUAAGGACGUGCAGUGCCCAGUCAGUUAAUGAAAUUAAAGUUGUAUGAGUACAUGUUUUUGUUUGCUAUUAAAUAGCUUCUUUAUAUGUAUGUAAUAAGUGCAAUUAUAAUUAAAUUGUAUUAUUUAUAUACUUAAAA